This is a messenger RNA of Aspergillus terreus NIH2624, 558 nucleotides long. RefSeq lists its product as uncharacterized. The transcript has 2 exons. The record is from RefSeq and is a predicted model, not a curated record. Gene Ontology annotation, cellular component: mitochondrion. The coding region runs from base 1 to 558 and encodes 185 amino acids. Lineage: Eukaryota; Fungi; Ascomycota; Eurotiomycetes; Eurotiales; Aspergillaceae. Gene Ontology annotation, biological process: autophagy of mitochondrion.
AUGGCCUGUCCCAUCACCGUCAGCAAAUUCGUCGGCACCGUCUCCCUGGGCCUGUUAACCGGCCUAUCCUACUCAUCCGCCACAAUCACCCUCCCCUCCCUCAAACUCCUCCCAACCGCCUCCGAUGCCUCGCGCUCCCUCAGCGAAGUCAAGCGUCUGAACCGGAAACAUGGGCUCCGUCUCACCAACCUCGCCAAUGGCUGUCUGCUUUUCGCAUACGGCAUUUCUCCGACCCACCGGAAACACCCGUACCUCGUCUGGAUGUGCGUCGCCUCCACCAUAGGCUCCUACGGCCUGGACUACUGGUUCCACCGGGAACUGGGCAUCAAGGCCUGGUUCCGGAGUCUCGUGCAGGACGGAUGUGGGUGCGGAUCGAGUCGCAAGGCCGCGGGCAAGAAGGAUGAGGAUUUGGUGGUGGUGGAGGCGGAGGAGAAGGUCAACGGAGAGAGUAUUGACCGCGAUAUGGAUAACGAGCGUCGGUUCCAGAGCGCUCGGGCCGUGUUUUCCGGUCUGGCGCUUGCUAUGGGUAUCGUGGGGCUUUGGGGAGAUCGGUCGUAG